ACAAGAUACAGUACUUUUACCUUAUAAUUCUGUGAAAAUUUCAGAUAUUCUUGAGUAUCUUUCAACUUUAAGUAAGCAGGAAUUUUUGGAUUUUAAUAAUGAAGGAAGAUUAUUAUUAGGAGAAAAUUUAAAUAGAUUUUUAUCAAAUGUAACAUUGAGAGAAAAUUGUAAUAUUUGUGCAUAUCAAUUAACAUGGGAUGAACAUUAUGAAGCAGAAUUAGUUGUUGAUAUUCAAUUUUUUGCAUCAGCUGUUGUUUCAGAAAUUCAAGAAAGAUUUCCUGAUAGACCUUUACUUAAUUCAAUGAAAAUACUUGAUCAUGCAAAUUGA
This is a messenger RNA of Funneliformis mosseae, 328 nucleotides long. The record is from the annotation of a GenBank genome assembly. Lineage: Eukaryota; Fungi; Glomeromycota; Glomeromycetes; Glomerales; Glomeraceae.